Encephalitozoon cuniculi GB-M1 is the source of this 2343-nucleotide messenger RNA. Its product is annotated as AAA family ATPase CDC48. The record is from RefSeq and is marked provisional. The transcript has a single exon. Gene Ontology annotation, biological process: retrograde protein transport, ER to cytosol; mitotic spindle disassembly; autophagosome maturation. Lineage: Eukaryota; Fungi; Microsporidia; Unikaryonidae. Gene Ontology annotation, cellular component: nucleus; VCP-NPL4-UFD1 AAA ATPase complex; cytosol. The coding region runs from base 1 to 2343 and encodes 780 amino acids. Gene Ontology annotation, molecular function: polyubiquitin modification-dependent protein binding; ATP hydrolysis activity; ATP binding.
AUGGCAGCUGCUGCAAACGAGAAGGACUUUUCGACAGCCAUUCUUGAGUCGAAGACAAAGAAUACGCUUAUAGUCUGCGACAAGGACUGCAGUAAGCUCCGGACAUACCAGGUGGGCCUUCACCCCACAACCCUCAACGAGCUGGAGCUCUUUGAGUCUGACUAUGUCAGGAUACUGGGAAAGAAAAAGGCGGAGCUGAUCUUCAGCACGGUUGCGCUCGAAAGCGUCCCCCCCAGGCACAUUGCAAUUGUUAGGGACGGAAGAUUCAACCUGAGGAUAAGGAUCACGGACACUGUGAAGCUAUACAGAGUGGACAAGGACAUUCCGGUGGUUAGCAAGCUUAACUUCCUUCCGAUAAAGGAUACGGUUGAGAAUAUCAGGGGAAACAUUUUCGACGAGUUUGUCAGGCCGUUUCUGGAUUUCAACUUCAUGCCCCUUACGACGGGGUCGAUUUACGGAGUCACCUCUGGGCUUGGGAGGGUUGAGUUCAAGGUUACCAAGAUGAUAGAUGCACAGGACAUGGAGAUUAAGCAUGGGUCUGUGACGUCGACAACCUCUGUAUACUGCGACGAGACGAUUUCAAGGGAGGAGGUUGAAAAGGAGUUCAACAUGGUCGGAUAUGACGAUGUUGGAGGAUGCAGGGCACAGAUGGCGAAGAUCAGGGAGCUGGUUGAGCUUCCGCUGAGGCACUCCCAGCUAUACUCAAAGAUAGGGGUGAAGCCGCCGAAGGGGAUUCUGCUGUACGGACCUCCUGGAACAGGAAAGACCUUGAUAGCAAGGGCGAUAGCAAACGAGACUGGGGCCUUUCUGUUUUUGAUUAACGGGCCUGAAAUCAUGUCGAAGAUGGCGGGCGAGAGCGAGUCGAACCUAAGAAAGGCCUUUGAAGAGGCAGAGAAGAACUCCCCUGCAAUAAUCUUCAUUGACGAGAUUGACGCGCUUGCACCUAAAAGAGAGAAAUCCCAAGGUGAAGUUGAAAGAAGGAUUGUGAGCCAGCUGUUGACCCUCAUGGACGGGAUGAAGGCAAGGAGCAACGUGAUAGUUCUCGGGGCCACGAACAGGCCCAACUCCAUUGACCCUGCACUCAGGAGAUAUGGGAGAUUCGACAGGGAGAUUGAGAUUGGGGUUCCCGAUGAGACCGGAAGGCUUGAGAUUUUGAGGAUCCACACCAAGAACAUGAAGAUGUCGGAGGAUGUGGACCUGGUGGCGAUAAACAAGGAGCUGCAUGGGUUUACUGGGAGUGACCUGGCAUCGCUAUGCAGUGAAGCGGCACUACAGCAGAUCAGAGAAAAGCUUCCGCAGAUAGAUCUAGACAGCGAGAAGAUUGAUGCCAAGGUCCUAGCCUCGCUGAAAGUUAACAGUGAGAACUUCAGGUAUGCAAUCGAGCACACGGACCCAAGUUCUCUUAGGGAAACAGUUAUCCAAUCUCCAAAUGUCAAGUGGUCGGAUAUCGGGGGGCUUGAGCAGGUUAAGCAGGAGCUGAGGGAAACUGUGCAGUAUCCUGUGGAGUAUCCUGAGAAGUUCAUAAAGUUUGGAAUGACGCCUGCUAAGGGUGUCUUGUUCUACGGGCCUCCGGGAUGUGGUAAGACACUUCUUGCCAAGGCUGUUGCUACGGAAUGCAAGGCCAACUUCAUAUCCAUAAAGGGCCCGGAGCUCCUUUCGAUGUGGGUUGGAGAGUCUGAGUCGAACAUCAGAGACCUGUUUGCACGGGCAAGGGGGGCAGCACCUUGCGUUCUGUUCUUUGAUGAGAUAGAUUCGAUUGCCAAGGCAAGGUCUGGGAAUGAUGGGAGUAGUGGGGCCACUGAUAGAAUGCUGAACCAGCUGCUAUCUGAGAUGGAUGGGAUAAACCAGAAGAAGAAUGUGUUUGUGAUCGGGGCAACAAACAGGCCUGACCAGUUGGAUAGUGCUUUGAUGAGGCCAGGAAGGCUUGACCAGCUGGUUUACAUCCCACUGCCCGAUCUCGACAGCAGAGUAUCCAUCCUGCAGGCCACACUCAAGAAGACACCCCUCUCUCCUGAGAUCGAUCUUCGACAGCUUGCAGAGGCCACGGACAAGUUCUCUGGGGCCGAUCUUUCGGAGAUAUGCCAGAGGGCGUGCAAACUGGCGAUAAGAGAAACGAUCGAGUAUGAGCUUGAGCAGAAGAAAAAGGGCUCUGAGAUGAUGGAUCUCGAGGACCCCGUUCCCUACCUUCGUCCCGAUCAUCUAGUUCAAUCCUUGAAGACUGCAAGACGCAGUGUGUCUGAGAAGGAGGUCGAGCGGUACGAGGCGUUUGCAAGGUCGAUGAAAGUUGAUGUAAGAAAGUUCGACAAGAAAAAUGACAUCAACGAUGAUGGGCUCUACGAAUAA